AUGCUUAACAGCUUAUGUACCAAAAAGAGACAGCAGAUUUUCAACUAUUUGGCGCCUAGUUUUGCCAAGCCAGAGGCUCAGAUUGAAAGGACUGGAAAGCAGAAUAGGGAAGGAGGUAUUGGGAUAAAAAAUAUUUUAUCGAACCACUCACAUAACCAAGAUGAGCCAGUAAAUCAUGGAGUCAACCUUAUUUUACCGAGGAAUAUGCAUGGUAGCCUUAGAAAUAUAAAAGGAAAACUCUGAAAGCCAAUUUCAAAGAACUCAGAGCUGUCAGCUUUCAGUGUGGUGAAGCCGAGAGUCCCGCUUAAACCUAGAAAUUUUCAAGGUUCAAAUAAUUCCUCUCGGUGUCACUCUGGAUGAGGCCUUGAAGAAACUAAACAUUCGCCUAAGAAUGAUCGAGAGAACUCUCCUAUUGCAAGUAAGGACUCUUUAGUAUCUAUACCUCCCAAAAAAUUUCCUAGAGCUUGCAAGAGUAACUGCCCCAAAUGUUGUCGAGCAAGUAUAGAACGACCAAAGAAGACACCUGCUGAAACGAACACCAGAGAUGACGUGCUGCAUAAAACAUUGUUCCGAGCUGUAAAGAAGUUCUAUAGCUUUGAAUGCUGCAACACUAGGCAUAUUUUUGCUCAUUCCAAAAAUCAAGAGUCCCAAAUCCUUAGCAAGAUCGACCAAAUUUGUAAGCUCAGGUUUGGCAGUUUAUUCACAGAAGCAGAGAUCAGCAAAGCAGCACCUCUGGAAUUACUAGCCAAAGAUAAGAAGCAGCUCAGCAGCUUUCCACUCAACGAUUAUUACAUGGUAAAGCUCAUGGUCGCAUCUAUUUCAGCCAGGAUGAUCAUGAAAAAGUAUAUCGGCAAGUAUGAAGUGCGCAAAGUCUAUGUGAAGUACUAUAAUGUGCUCAACAAAUACUCCUUCGGUAAGCUGUCCAACCUGCUUGCUCUGAAGCCGUUUCAAACUGUCUUCAAACAGUUCUUGACUUCAGCGGAGUUCAAGCACAUGCUAGCUAACGACAAGACUCUGAGCAAGCACCCAGACUUGUACAAAGCAAAGGCUCAGGAGUUCUUAAAGAUGAUUGCUGAAAUGUCGAAGGACAAAUUCUAAGUUAUUAUAACUUAAUCAAAAACUCUUCGUUUAUUCCAAAAGAAGCUCCCUUCGACUCCAUUGAUGAGAUGAAAGAGAAUACCAAUGUGAUGCAAACACCUGUGCAUAGUUUUAGUUAUCAAUAACUCUCUAAACUUUGAGCCAGCAAGCUUACUGGUUUUCCCAAGUCGGUAGAUAAUUUCCCACAAUUUUUAUUCUGUGAUAUCAGAAAUUAUGAAGGAAGACUUCAAAUCAAACUUCCUUUUAAAAAUUUCUGCUGAGCUUUUUAUAUAGUAAUCAGAUAAAUUUCGAUAUAUUUAAAUAGACUUUAGCCUCAAUACGUCUUCUCAUAAUUAUUAUGCCAUAUUUAAGUGCCUCAUGAAAAUUGUCAUAAUAUUCUCAGAAUUUCAUAAAUGACAGCCCAAAAGCUAAAACCCCAAUUAAAUCAGAACUUAAUGUUUAGCGUACCAUCCUGUUUUAGAUCCCUAAUCAGCAGGCUUCAGUCUUCUUUAUUAUUAAAAGAGAGCUCAAUUCAGAAUUAACCGCUGAAAUCUUUAUUUAUCAACCCCUGACUUACUCUGGAUAUCAUCAUUCAACCAAAGGUAACAAAAUUCGUAAAAACCUCAAUAAUAAGUAUUGUAAAUAAUACUACUCUCCCCAAAUUAAGCAUGAUGAAAGUCCAAGGAGGUACUUUACCAUAACCAAUAGAGAACUUUAUUGUAUAACACAGUACCAAGCAUUAACCUGUUCUGCUAAA
Molecule: messenger RNA, 1834 nt
Organism: Moneuplotes crassus
Lineage: Eukaryota; Ciliophora; Spirotrichea; Euplotida; Euplotidae
Source: the annotation of a GenBank genome assembly